This is a messenger RNA of Monomorium pharaonis (pharaoh ant), 1682 nucleotides long. RefSeq names its product solute carrier family 25 member 46. The transcript is spliced from 5 exons. Lineage: Eukaryota; Metazoa; Arthropoda; Insecta; Hymenoptera; Formicidae. The coding region runs from base 1 to 1191 and encodes 396 amino acids. The record is from RefSeq and is a predicted model, not a curated record. Gene Ontology annotation, cellular component: mitochondrial outer membrane. Gene Ontology annotation, biological process: mitochondrial membrane fission; mitochondrial fission.
AUGGCGGGAUUAGAGGGUUACGGGGAUGUGUACAGAGGUCGACCUGCUAGGUCAUGGGAGCCAGGAACGUCGCAGAGGUACUACGGUCGAGAGGUUAUACGUCCUCUGGACAUACCCGUUAUCCAUCCCCUGGCGGAGGACAAUCCGCCGGUCGUCGACGACGACAUCGCUGUGAGCAAGUACGUCGGACUAGGCUGUGGAUUGGCGAGCUUGAUCACGGGAAACCUGCUGAUCCAUCCGUUUGUAGUGUUACGGAGACAAUGCCAGGUUAAUCCAGGUGCGUCCAAGUACCACCUGAUGCCCAUAACUCUGGUACCUGUGAUCAUACGUUUGCACCAGACCCAAGGUAUAAACACGCUGUGGAAAGGCAUUGGCUCUGUACUACUUGUGAGAGGAAUGACAAUGGCUGUUGAGGACCUACUUUCAAAAAUUACCCCGUGGCAAAAAAAGAUCACUUGUAACAGCUCGAUGAAAGCAUUUGGUCAACAUAUUCUCCUUAAAUGUAUCUCCAUAGGUAUAGUAACUCCCUUCUACUCCGCGUCGCUCGUGGAGACUGUCCAGUCUGAAAUCGCUUCUGAGUGUCCUGGAAUCUUGGACGUUUUCCGGGACGGCGCGAUUCGCCUGCUCGACGUGUGUAAUAAGGGUAGACUCAUUCCGAUCUACGCCCUCGUACCACCCACCAUAGUUUAUGGAGUAUCGAAGUAUCUUUUUACUCUCAUUGUGAAAGGGGUUACCAGUCGGAUUAUGCAUGUCAGGCAUAAACAUUCGCAGGAAGCAAGGGGAGCGUACAGUAAAGACUUGCUAUCCGAGAGCGUCGUGCAGGAUAUAGAGACGCAGUCUAUCCUCGUUUCGAUGUGCGCGGCCGACAUCGUGUUUUAUCCUCUCGAAACUGUUAUUCAUCGAUUGCAUCUUCAGGGUACGCGUACAAUCAUCGACAACUUGGACACCGGAAGAAGCGUCACGCCGUUAUUAACUGGAUACAGCAGCGCGAUCGAUUGUUAUCGCACGAUAAUCUCAACUGAGGGGCCGCUCGGCUUAUACAAGGGAUUUGGUGCCCUUGUCUUUCAAUUCGCAGUACAUUUUAUGGUAUUGCGCGCGACAAAAUGGGUCUUGACGGAAUUGGGAACGAUGCUGAUGCCAAAACCGAAGCCGAUAAAACCGCAGAGACCUUCGUACUAUGACGAGAUAUAAAUAGACGUAUAACAAAAGAAAUAUAAGAUAUAUGGAAUCAUUUAUUGUUUCAUCUUUGUCGAUGAUUGUAUAAGAUAGAGAAUCGAAUUUGUAACGAAUAUAGUUUCCAAGCACACUUGUUGAACAUUUUAAUGAAUUAAGAUGUCGCAGAUAAAGUUUCAUGUUUUCCAUGUAAUUGAUGGUAAAAUUUUUUGUAUCUGCGGGACUGUGAUCACGCAAGUUUUCUAUAUAUAUCGUAUGUUUUACAAUUGAUGCGAAUUAAAAUAAGGAAAGAAAUAGAGUUCUACCUAAAAAUUCUUAGAACGUCAAGUAUGAAUUUUGUAAAAAUAUGGACAAUAUUUGUGUAGAUACUCCUUGUACGACGUAAUUGUUUUCAGUGAGUACUUUCUACCCUCGAUGAAAUAUAAUUGUGACGUGAUUUAUUAGAUUAUUAUGUCAAUAUACAUGUUAUAGAUUAUUUACAAGAUAAAUAAAUUAAAGUAUGAAUUAUA